GUACCUAAGGAUAAAAAAAUUACAGGUCUAGGAGAUGUGGCCAGGUGAGCUGGUGCCCUGAUCUGUGAAAGACGCCGUUUACAGCAGUUUACAGCAAGCCUUCGAAGAGCUUGGAAAGUGUAAUUUCAAUUCAUUUUCGUCAAGGCAGCUUCAAAUAUGAAGAAAUCGCCGUUAAGUACGCCACGAGGUAAUGGCGGUCGGCAAGGCUUUGGGUGGAAAUCGCGCGAGUCGUACUCUGGUACAGGUUAUGGCUGUCCCAGGAAUAAUAAUUAUGAACGAUAUUCUACGGAUUCGAGCGGUAAUAAUGAUUUUAUCCCUCUGGGCUUGAGUACUCCUGUAAAACCUGAAAGCAGAAACAGUGGGAAUUGGUCUGGUCCUGGUAGUGGGCACGGUUAUUGGAAUUCCGGAGGAUCUGGAUACCAUCGUAAUAAUAGCUUCCAAAAUAAUUCGAGGGCAGCAUUCAGGAACUCUCCUUACAGACAUAGGAAUAAGAAACACCAGGGGCCGCGGAAUAUUUUGAAUGAACAAAACGAUAUAAUGCAGUAUGUAGAUCUUGCAUCUUUCCUUGAAGAUCCUUGGGCGGAUCUAAUUAAAACAGUCCCAGGAACAGAAAUUAAUAUGGAAAUGCAUAAAUUUUCAAAGAAGGAAGGAAAGAUCUACAAUGCUGUAAGUGAAAACCAAAAUUGGGUCGGUGGGAGGCAGGAAAACGAGAAUGAGAGUUUAGGAAAUAGCGAUUCCUUAUGCGAGAGUACACCAUUGGAAAGUAGAUUUUCCCAAUUGGCAGAUGUCAAAGUAGAGUUAGGUGAAAAAGCCUUGGAUAGUUUUGCACAAGGUAAAGAGGAAGUGAGUGCACCAUUAAAGAAACAAUCGCAUAGUAUAUAGUGAAUAAAGCUUAUUCUUUAUUUUAUGUUGCACAUACGAUAUAUUUUGUAAAUAGUGGUAAGUUUUGUAAAGUACAUGAUGUCUGAGAUUAUCAAAGCAGUUUUAGUAACAGUAAGGUUUACUAGAUAGAACCUUCUUUGUUAAUAUCAUUUCUCAAGGCAGAUAAUCGUAAGAAUCAUUUUGGCAAUAAAAUGUCACAUAUCAACUAUUUUUACAAGAAAGUUGUAGAAUGGUACAUCGUGUAUUCUAGAUGUGUGACACGUGCAAUUUUAAUUUGUUUACGUUUAUUGUACAUAUUUGAGCGUAAAGUAUGCUACAUCAAUGAAUUUUAAAGCAAUCGAUAUGCUUUCUGUAUGACUUUCUAAGUAUUUAAGAUGUUUAUACAAAAGUAUACGUUUUUCCUAUGUUUAUAGUGUCAUUUUCCCCCUUUUGGGAAAGGAAUAAAGGAAGUUCAAAACUUCGUUUCAAAUUUGAAUUUGUACUAAUAGAUGGAACAAAUCAAUGUAGAAUUCAGGUGUGAUAUAAUUGAAGGUAUUGUUUAUCGUGUCGUGUAAAGGAUGAAAACAAGUGAUCGUUGUACAUAAAUAUUUUGCUAUUUAUAGUUGUUUGGACACAUAAUUGUAUUAUACAAGGUGCCAAAACGUAGAUAAGCUCUUGAUGUUAAAUGCAGAAGAUCAAAGUAUCGUUAAGUCAACGUGCAAUCAGAUGUUCAAAAUAAGGAAAUGGCGAUUUGCUAUAAUUGAUCUCUUUUCCACAGAUGCGAUGACAACUACUGUAUAUAUAUUUAAGGUAUCGGCGUAUUUUUCGUAUUUCCGAAUAAAAUAAUUCAAUUCGA
Molecule: messenger RNA, 1717 nt
Organism: Orussus abietinus
Lineage: Eukaryota; Metazoa; Arthropoda; Insecta; Hymenoptera; Orussidae
Exons: 3
Coding region: 157-882 (241 amino acids)
Source: RefSeq, a predicted model, not a curated record